Messenger RNA from Perkinsus marinus ATCC 50983, 254 nucleotides. RefSeq lists its product as hypothetical. The record is from RefSeq and is a predicted model, not a curated record. The transcript has a single exon. The annotation marks the transcript as partial. Lineage: Eukaryota; Perkinsozoa; Perkinsida; Perkinsidae.
AUGGCUGAACAAUUAUUCCCUGGGUAUAAGGAUAAGAUAUGGGCUAUCAUACCUGAUGAAUAUAAACUUAUUAAGAUUAGGAAUGAUAAUAAUAUAUUCGAAAAAGGUAUUAAUAAACAUAAAGCCUUUCAAGAAAGGUAUAUUACCUAUAAGGAUAAUAUAGAACAACGUUUUAUACCAUCACAAAAGUAUAGGAAACCAUCAAUUGAUUGGAGAAGACAACAGGCUAGAGGUACACUACAUAUUGGAAGAUG